Molecule: messenger RNA, 1728 nt
Organism: Impatiens glandulifera
Lineage: Eukaryota; Viridiplantae; Streptophyta; Magnoliopsida; Ericales; Balsaminaceae
Exons: 2
Coding region: 227-1558 (443 amino acids)
Molecular function (GO): protein binding
Source: RefSeq, a predicted model, not a curated record
UACAAAACUUUCUCUCUCUCCUUGUAUGUUCCCUUUUGCUAGGGUUGCCCCCCCUGGCCGCCUCUGCUGUUACCUUCACCUGUCCUACACUCCAUAGACAAGCUUAAACAUCCGACAGCAACGUAUGAUCGAUCGAUCAAUCCGAUGAUGAGGUCCUGUUCUUCCUUCACUCUUCCAUCUUCAAGCUUCAGCAAAACCGCGACCUGAUAAAGGGAUUAAAACUGAAAUGGGAGAGUUUUCUUCGAUUCCUGAAGAUUUGGUAUUGAAUAUUCUAUCAAGGUUGUCAAUUAAAGAUAUUCUUCGAUUCAGACCGGUUUGCAAAGAAUGGAACCUUCUAUUACGUACUCAUAGAUUUAUUUCUCUUCAUAGUAACCAAUCUUCACAGAAGAGAAUUGAAAACGAGGGUGGUUCUUCCUUAUCAUCAUCUUUUAUUCUACUUCGAUCUGUUUAUGAUGAAACUGAUGACAGUUCUGAGGAGGAUGAAAUCAGACGCCUUGAAGCUUACUAUGCAAUGUACAACGCUCAGGGUGAUCUCAGCCUGUCAUUUGGUCGUAGUAGUAGUAAAAGUGUCUUGUUGACAUUCUUCACCUUAGAGAAAACAAUCAGUGACGAAUUUGAUUGUUUGACUGUAACCGAGAAAGAAGGCGUUACCAUAGAAUCGAUUUUUUCAUCCGAUGAAGAACUCACACUGCCAUCAGAUAAUGAAUCUAUCCAAAUCUGUUCUCCGUUUGAUGGUUUGUUAUGUUUGGCAUAUGGGUCUCAAAUCAAUUUGUACAAUCCAGCCACUAGAGAAGUGUUAAGGUUACCUUCCCCUCCUCCAAAGUCGAAAUUUGAAGUUAAAUCUCGUGUUUUGUGUGUUUGGUUUGAAUCGGAAUCCAACAUGAAACAUUACAAAGUCUUUAGAAUGGUUUGUUGGAAGGUAUCUUUCAUGAUCGAAGUAUAUGAUUCUAUUGAGAAUAGAUGGAGGGUAAUCAUGAACAUAGUUGGAAGGGCGUAUCCUUGGAUAUCAGUGUUAUUCAAUGGAGUUGUUCACUUUUAUAUGGAUAAGGAUGAUUCGGUUUCACAAGGUAUGCUUGUAACAAUUGAUGCAAAAUCGGAAAAGAUUGGACGCUUUGAAUUGCCAUUUGUUAGAGUACAAUUUGAUGAAUCGGCUUUGUUGCCCUUUCGUGGAAAACUUGCCUUUUUGCAACCAAAUUUAGACGAAGGUGAUGAUAAGGUUUUUGUCAAUAUAUGGGUAAUGACUGAAUAUGGGGUGGAGGAGUCUUGGACGCAUGAAUAUACGCUCUUAGUUGAUUAUAUAGAACCAGAUGAAGAGACCACUAGUUAUACUUAUGGUACUUUUCUAUUUUACCCGCUAGCAUUUUGGAAAUGCAUGGAUGAUGACGACGAUGAUGAGGGGAUUGAGCUGUUGGUUAGAACUUGUGAUGGGAGGAUCGUCUCUUGCAAUCUCGUUACAGAGGAUAUCUAUGAUUUGGAUGUGCCAUGUGUUCCUUCUUGUACGGCGAUUAUCGUACCGAAUAAUGUGGAGGUUUUACUUUCUCUAUCAAAUCAUUUAUGAAAAAUCCAAUGGUUGAAUGUGUUUUGCAUGAAGUUUUGGCAGAUUUUGUUGAUACUUUUGUUUGGAAAGUUUGCAGGAUGGAGCCCAUGAACUUUGUUAAUUGGGUUAUGUUGGGAUAAAUUUAACUGGAUUUAUUUAUAUCUUAUUUUUUAGUUUGGAUUUUGGAUUAA